This is a messenger RNA of Tripterygium wilfordii, 1117 nucleotides long. Its product is annotated as zinc-finger homeodomain protein 5. Lineage: Eukaryota; Viridiplantae; Streptophyta; Magnoliopsida; Celastrales; Celastraceae. The transcript has a single exon. Gene Ontology annotation, cellular component: nucleus. Gene Ontology annotation, biological process: regulation of DNA-templated transcription; regulation of developmental process. Gene Ontology annotation, molecular function: DNA-binding transcription factor activity; transcription cis-regulatory region binding. The record is from RefSeq and is a predicted model, not a curated record. The coding region runs from base 165 to 935 and encodes 256 amino acids.
CUGAGUUUUGUCCCAUUUUCAACCUCAAUCUCCUUUCUUUUUUGCAGUACUACUUACAUCUUUUUUAGUUUUUUUUGUUGAUCUUGCAAAUCUAUCUGCAACCUUAUCGUGUCUUCUUGGACUCUUUAGGGUUUUGGGGAGAGUGGUUAAUUUAAGUUCUAAUAAUGGAGUUGAAUGGGCAAGAAAUCAAUGAUUUGAGAGCACAAGCAAGAAGAGAAGGAAACCAAGUUCUUAGUUACACUUCACCAAAGCCAGAUCGAGCGCCUAAACCCAGUUUAACGAGCGGAUCCAACUCCAAAACCUCUCUUGUUAGGUACAGAGAAUGUCUCCGCAACCACGCAGCCAACGUGGGAGGGAAUGUGUUCGAUGGGUGUGGUGAGUUCAUGCCUGGUGGAGAGGAAGGUACAAUCGAAGCCUUGAAGUGUGCGGCUUGCGAUUGUCACCGCAACUUCCACCGCAAAGAAGUUGAUGGCGAGUCAAGCCAGUUCAGCGCCAGCUCGAGAAGAUGUGUGGUCCCGAGCUUGCAAUUACCCGCUCCAUUGACAUCACCUACCGUACUGCACCAUCAAAAGUAUACCCACGCAAAUCCAAUUCAAUCCAUGAACGUCGGAUUUGGUGGGAAUGAGUCCUCGAGCGAGGAUCUCAAUGCGUUUCAUUCUAAUGUGGAGGGAAUGGGGGCUCCGCCGCCUUAUAUGUUGUCGAAGAAGCGGUUCCGGACCAAGUUUACGCAGGAGCAGAAGGAGAGGAUGUUUGAGUUUGCGGAGAAGAUCGAGUGGAGGAUCUCAAAGCAAGUUGAGGAGGAAGUGGACAGGUUUUGCGCUGAAGCUGAAGUGAAGAGGCAGGUUUUCAAGGUUUGGAUGCACAAUAAUAAGAACAAUGUCAAGAAGGAAACUCCAGAGCCGUUAGAUCGGGAAGAAUCAAAGGACCAUAUUUAGAGUUGAUUUUGCUUGUUGGAAAGAUUGGGUGGCGGAAUUUGAUGCAGGAGAAGGUAAUGCAUGUACAGAGAGAGGAUUUUGCAUUGUCUCCUAGCUUGUUCUUGGUUGUUCUUGAUGGUGGUUUAAGAUGAUAGAUAUUAUUGUUUGCUGCUCCAAUUUUAUUGUUUUUUUUUCCUUGUGUG